Messenger RNA from Saccostrea echinata, 1300 nucleotides. RefSeq names its product 26S proteasome regulatory subunit 10B. The transcript has 9 exons. The coding region runs from base 8 to 1192 and encodes 394 amino acids. NCBI's taxonomy places the organism in Eukaryota, Metazoa, Mollusca, Bivalvia, Ostreida, Ostreidae. Gene Ontology annotation, biological process: positive regulation of RNA polymerase II transcription preinitiation complex assembly. Gene Ontology annotation, molecular function: proteasome-activating activity; ATP binding; ATP hydrolysis activity. Gene Ontology annotation, cellular component: cytosolic proteasome complex; proteasome regulatory particle, base subcomplex. The record is from RefSeq and is a predicted model, not a curated record.
AAAAAAAAUGGCUGCGCCGGUGACUGAUUCUGUUCGUGAAAAGGCUUUGGCAGACUACAGAAAAAAGCUCCUGGAGCACAAAGAAUUAGAGGCAAGACUCAAAGAAAUGAGAGAAAAUGCCAAAGAGUUAAACAAACAAUAUGACAAGUCUGAGAAUGAUCUGAAGGCACUGCAGAGUGUAGGUCAGAUAGUUGGUGAGGUGUUGAAGCAAUUAACAGAGGAAAAGUUCAUUGUAAAAGCAACAAAUGGGCCAAGAUACGUGGUGGGCUGUAGGAGGCAGUUGGACAAAAGUAAGCUGAAGCCAGGGACUCGAGUGGCACUGGAUAUGACUACAUUGACAGUAAUGCGAUACUUACCACGGGAGGUGGAUCCAUUGGUUUACAAUAUGUCUGUGGAGGAUCCAGGAAGUGUUAGUUAUAAUCAGAUUGGUGGACUUGGGGAACAGAUCAGAGAACUGAGAGAGGUAAUAGAACUUCCAUUGAUGAAUCCUGAGUUAUUUCAAAGGGUAGGAAUAACACCUCCCAAAGGCUGUCUACUGUAUGGACCACCAGGAACUGGAAAAACUCUGUUAGCUAGAGCUGUAGCUAGUCAGCUGGAUGCCAACUUCCUAAAGGUUGUAUCAAGUGCAAUUGUAGACAAAUAUAUUGGAGAGAGUGCCAGACUAAUUCGAGAAAUGUUUGCAUUUGCCAGAGAUCAUGAACCAUGUAUCAUAUUUAUGGAUGAGAUCGAUGCUAUAGGUGGAAGACGAUUUUCAGAGGGAACAUCAGCUGAUAGAGAAAUUCAAAGAACUUUGAUGGAGUUGCUGAACCAGAUGGAUGGUUUUGAUGCUUUAGGCCAGGUAAAAAUGAUUAUGGCCACAAACAGACCUGAUACAUUAGAUCCAGCUUUACUCAGACCAGGAAGGCUUGACAGAAAAAUAGAAAUCUCCUUACCUAAUGAACAGUCAAGACUGGAAAUAUUGAAAAUUCAUGCUCAACCUAUAGCAAAGCAUGGAGAAAUAGAUUGGGAAGCAGUUGUAAAGCUGUCCGAUGACUUUAACGGUGCAGAUCUAAGGAAUGUGUGUACAGAAGCAGGAAUGUUUGCCAUCAGAGCUGAGAGAGAUUAUGUAAUAGAAGAGGAUUUUAUGAAAGCUGUUCGGAAAGUAGCUGACAAUAAAAAACUGGAGACCAAACUAGAUUAUAAGCCAGUGUAAAAAUGUGUGUAAACUGACAGAUGUGCUUGGGCAACUUUUCAGGCCUAUUUGUACAAUGUACCCAUAUUUGUGAUUCCUGCAUUAUAAAAUAAAAAUAAUGAAAUAUUA